AGUUUAUACCUAUGCUUAUAAUUUAUAAUAGUACUUUGUACUACACAUGCGUGCAGACGUAAGAUAAUUAUGAAAAAUCUAUAUAUCUGAUCAUUUUUGUGAAAGACAAAAAAGAAAAAGUCAUGGUAAAUGUCACGAAAGGGAUUUUAGUUGAAUGCGAUGCAGCUAUGAAGCAAUUUCUUUUGCAUUUAGAUGAGACAUUCGCUUUAGGACGAAAAUUUAUUAUUCAAGAUCUAGAUGAGAGACAUUUAUUUAUCUCUGCCGAUAUUUUAGACACCUUACAAACAAAAGUGGAUGAUCUUAUGGAUCAAAUAUCAUUUCCUCUAGCUGAGAAAGGAAUAUAAGAACUAUCAAAGAAUGUCUUAUUUAUAACCUAUUACAAAAUAGAUUGAAAGAUUGUGAAUUACUAUAAAUUAAUCAAAUAUGGCUGCUCGAGAA
This is a messenger RNA of Bombus pyrosoma, 438 nucleotides long. RefSeq names its product general transcription factor IIH subunit 5 (gene Tfb5). The record is from RefSeq and is a predicted model, not a curated record. The coding region runs from base 123 to 344 and encodes 73 amino acids. Gene Ontology annotation, biological process: nucleotide-excision repair; nucleotide-excision repair, preincision complex assembly; transcription by RNA polymerase II. Gene Ontology annotation, cellular component: transcription factor TFIIH holo complex; transcription factor TFIIH core complex. The transcript is spliced from 2 exons. Lineage: Eukaryota; Metazoa; Arthropoda; Insecta; Hymenoptera; Apidae.